AUGGCGAGACUCACUGAUGAUGCCGACUACGAUGCCGGGAAAACGUCUCGGAAUGUACCACGUACACGGUCCUACUCUGGAAAUGAUGAUGCAUACAAUGGACUCCUGACAAGGUGCGUUCUUCUAAGUCUUCCUAACAAUAUGACCGAGUUGCGAAAACAAGGUCAAACAACUUCAAUAUGUAAUAUAGUCGAUUUCAUAGCAAAUAUGACAUUACUUCGUCUACAAUCCCACUACAGAAUGCGAUAUAGAAAAAUUCCCGGACUUCAUUGA
Protopolystoma xenopodis is the source of this 273-nucleotide messenger RNA. The record is from the annotation of a GenBank genome assembly. Lineage: Eukaryota; Metazoa; Platyhelminthes; Monogenea; Polystomatidea; Polystomatidae.